Triplophysa dalaica is the source of this 2741-nucleotide messenger RNA. It is a transcript of the gene dolpp1, whose product is annotated as dolichyldiphosphatase 1. Gene Ontology annotation, cellular component: endoplasmic reticulum membrane; intracellular membrane-bounded organelle. Lineage: Eukaryota; Metazoa; Chordata; Actinopteri; Cypriniformes; Nemacheilidae. The transcript is spliced from 8 exons. The record is from RefSeq and is a predicted model, not a curated record. Gene Ontology annotation, biological process: lipid biosynthetic process; protein N-linked glycosylation. Bases 332 to 1045 code for a protein of 237 amino acids. Gene Ontology annotation, molecular function: dolichyldiphosphatase activity.
UUCUCUUUACUUGUUUUCAUAAAGCAGAGUAAGUGUGUGGCUCAUAGUAGCUGAUAUCAAUUGAAGAGAAUCUCCUCAUUCACUUAAUUUCUCUUCUUUCGUUUGAAUAAAUCUAUUUUCAUAUGUCCAGCCUGACGGACUCCGAUUGGUCCGAUACGCUUAACAACAAGCCUCUGAUUGGUCGGUGGUUCCCGUGCAGAUUUUUUUCCUGAGAGAAGGCGUUUGGUGAAUGGCCGCUCGUCGUGGAAGCGUCCGGUGAGUCUGAUUGGCGGAACGCGUCGGGGCGUUUCAUUCUGAUUGGUCGACGCCUGAUGCCCGGUGUCCGGGUAAGAUGGCGUCGGAAGAGCAGUGCUCGGCACCACUUCGAUGGCGGUCGAUAUCCUUAACUCACGUGCAGUAUCCGGCGGAUGAUCUGACAGGACAGGUGCUGGCUUACACGAGUCUGCUGCCCAUAGCCAUCCUCGUCGGCUUUGUCACACUGAUCGUCUUUAAGAGAGAGCUACACACGAUCUCCUUUUUUGGGGGUUUGGUAAUGAACGAGGGGCUAAACUGGCUGCUAAAACACAUUGUACAGGAGCCGCGGCCAUGCGGGGGUCACAGUUCACUCACCACAGAGUAUGGGAUGCCUUCCAGCCACUCUCAGUUCAUCUGGUUUUUUGUUGUAUAUUUUUUUCUUUUUCUUUAUUUAAGAAUGCAUCAGACGAACAAUGCUAGGUGUGUUGAACUGUUGUGGCGACAUAUACUGUCCAUCAUUCUACUGGGUGUGGCUCUGUGUGUUUCAUACAGCAGAGUCUACCUCUUGUAUCACACCUGGAGUCAGGUGAUUUAUGGAGGUGUGGCUGGUAUGGUCAUGGGAGUCGUGUGGUUUUUUAUCACCCAGGAGGUGCUAACGCCGGUGUUUCCUAAGAUUGCAGCCUGGCCGGUCUCAGAGUUUUUUCUGGUGCGAGAUACAAGUCUCAUUCCAAACAUUCUGUGGUUCGAAUACACAGUAACCAGAUCAGAAGCCAGAAACAGACAACGAAAGCUGGGAACAAAACUUCAGUGAUCAACAGUGAAAACUGACAGAAAGGACCACAUGUACACACACUCACAAUUACACACAAACACACAAUCAAACACACUGGAGUUUCAUCGUCUGGACUGUUCUGGUUGACACACAAGCGCAGAAUGGUGUACUUGUGGACCAAAGGAGCGAGUUCGUUUCUCAGACGAUGACCGUAAUCAUGCGACCCCACCUGUUCGUACGCACGACAACAUGGCCGUCAGCCCUCCCCUUCCCUUAGACUGCCCCUGCCAUCCUAAUGCAUGCGGACCGUGUAAGACACAAAAACUAUUUAAUGAGAAAUGUAAUAUAUAUUUUAAUCAUUACCGCUCGCAGGAAAUAUCAUACCGGUGAACGGGGUCAGAGGUGAACGUGGCGAAUCAGUCAGCAUGGCAUUACUUUUAUUUAAACGAUGCGUUAAUGAAUGAUUGACGGGAGGGCAGGAGGGGAAUCGCAGAUGCAACACUGAUAGCAGACGGGGGUGUCUGACGGACAACUUCUUUAGCUCAUUUGCAUAUCUUAAUAGAAAUAUAUCUUUUACUCAGUAAAUCUCAUGACAACAUGUCGCAUUUUCCCCGUUAAGCAAUUCGUAGCAGUUUUUUUGCACUGUGACUUUUUCAGGGCAGUUAAGCGCAUCCCUCCGCUCUUCAUUGAAUUCUGUGCUUGGUUAUCAUGAAAUAAUGUCACAAUGCAAAAUAAAAUCCUAAAAACAAUUUUUUUUUUUUAAGUUAUUUCUUUUGAUGUUUGGGGUAAGAUAUGACCUGGACACGUUCUUGAGAGGUUUUGCAAGAUUCACUCAAUAGUUCUGUUAAAAGUGUAAUGUAAACGAAACAGUUUGCACUUUGUGAAUUUAAAAACGUGUUUUUAUCAUAUUAACACUAGUUAUUUCAGAGAGGCAAGUAUUCUUUUGUUCCCGACUUUCAUCGCUGGCCUGUUUUAAGAACGAAUGUGUCAUGCAAAUGUUUAUUGGUUUCAAUUUGUGCUCAAAGUCUGUAAAGGCAUCGCAAGUAUGGAUUUGGGUUUUAUAGAUUCAUCCGUUUCAGUGGUGUAGGGAACAAAAUUGCCUAAAAUUUGUCUAAAUGAUGUAGUACUUUUAUUUGUUUUUCAGAUUGCAUUAUUUCUAUUUUGCAUAAUUUUUGUACUGCACUAUUGGUUAAGAUAUUAGAAAAACACAUAGCUAUUUCUGGUUUAUUGGGCUUUAGAAAGCUUUAUGUCGGCUAAUGGCUUUUUUUGUUUAAUGUGAUUUGAAAGAUAUGCAGAAUCACGUUGUAAUAUUUGGGAUCUACAUUCCUUAUAAAUAUAUACAUAUCAAUCCAGAUCUCAGAGGUCACAGUUCUGACAGGUGGCUGAACACGUAAUGCUAAGAGUUUUAAGUUACAAUUUAUCUAGACUUUGUCCAUUUUGACCCUUUUGUGCUGUCGCUGAAGAUUUUCCCUUGACAUUCCAUAAAACCACUUUCGAGUAUUUAGUAUUUAGUAAAACUGCUAUUACAGGAUGAGAUUUCAAAUGGACAAUGAAGCCCAAACCUCAGGUGAACUCUAGCAUGUACCGAGGCCUCUGAUUUAUUAGGAUGAAACUGUCCCCAACGGGGUGAUGUUUUUAUAAAGGGAGGUUAUUGCAUAACAAUAAGUUGAUCCUCUCUUUUAUCAUGUGUAAUUCAUAUCAGGCUGAACAAUAAAACAAAUUGUUUACGAAUGAA